UCAGCAGUGAGUUUGUUUGUGUGUGGUUUCCUUUGCAGUUGAUUGAGACAAGUGGUAAGCUUAUUUUUUUAGGUUUAUGCAUGUGUUACCAUUGAGAGGCAAUUGUGCUCUAUGGCUCUUUGAUGCUAAUUUGAAAUUGAAUACUGUAACAUGGACAAUUAAAAUAGUGUGUGGUAUGGUCUGCAAAUGUGGUCAGUGCAAGACUGAUUUUAGGAACCAAAGGAUGAUUUCAGCAUUGGCCUAGUGUUCUUCUUUUCGUGAAAAUGUGUUAAGUGGAUCAUAUCCACACCGUUACAGGCACUGAAGUAAUGACCUUAUCAGUUUAAUGUGCUUCUUAAAAUACAAUACAAAUAAUGUGCACUGUAACACAAAGCGGAUGUGUAGUCACUAUUUACCACUGUCACAUUUGCAGCAAUGUAAAAAUGUUUAACAAAACAAUAGCAGGAGUUAUAUUACAAUAUUAACAACAUAGAGAAGUAGACUCUUACUAGUUACGCAUCCCAUUGCUACAUCUUUUCAGUCGAUUUAUCUAUGCACAAUAACAGCGAAAACUUUUUGUGGUAUUAUACAGCAAUCUGUGUUUCAUGUCGUAUUGUAAACUUGAAGGUGGCCAGAUGAUAAUUUAGAGGCAUACUAUGUGUGUGUUUUCUGAGCUGUCGAGUGCUGUAAAUGUAACUUUUGUCGAACUUUUCAUACAAUCGCGGACAUAAGUUCGAGAUGGUGCCGUGGCGUAACGGUUUACAUAGUGGACUCGCAAAUCAGAGGUCACAAGCUCGAUCUCAUGAAGUGGUUGUUGGAAAUCGCCCAGCAGCACAACCAAUAGGUUUGCCACCACAGGUUGUGUGUGGCGGGGUAAGGUGUGGAUAGCCCCAUCUCUUUAAAUAUAUCUGGCCAGUGCACCGUGGAAGAGUGGGCUAAAAUACCAUGAGUAGGGACUCUUUGGAGCUCCCUCGAUCAAGGCCCUUCUGCCAACAGUGGCAUGCGCAAGACAUUACCUACACGUUACAUUUGUCUUUGUACAGAUGCAUGGCGGUAUUAUUCACAGCCGUUAUAUCAAAUGUCUUUAAUAUGUGGGCUCUCAAACCAUCUACAGUGGAUUUUUUUUUAUCUGUGGGUCGAUUCUUCUCCUCAAAUCAAUGGAUAACAGACAAUUAUGGACAAAGUAGUCGAGGUGUGGAACUAACACAUUUCAUCUCAUUCAGAUCAGGCCACCAACCAAGUGAGUGGUAAAAAAAAAAUAGUUCAGUUACCUACCGGUUGCAUGGAUGUGACAGAAUGACGAUGAUUCUGCGAAAUGUUAUUUUUUUCGACGGGGCAUCCUUUAUUUGGUUUCGAACAUGGAUAAUCAACUAUACUGUAUCUCAUCGGGGAUCCCUAUGUGUGGAGAAUAUGAUUGCAAAAAAAAACCUCAGUACCAUUCUUUCAUUAUGGGUUAAAGGAGCUUGUUUUUAAACGUAUCUAGGUUUGGUAGUCUAGGGUGGAUAAUGGAAUUGGGUAUAAUACUUUAUAUUGCUGUGAAGGAACAUUAAACACUUUGUUUGCAUGUUUAUCGAAUCCGGCUAAGUGGCUAAGAAGGUUACACAUUCAAAUCCUGGUUGGGGGUCGACUCAGUCCAUCAUCCUUCUGGUGUCGAUAAAACGAGUACACUGCUACUCUGUGGGGAAGUAAACUAUGAAUAGUAAUAAAUAGUUAUUACUUCGGUACACCGGUGUGUUGGACAAUAAAUCCACAACAUUUACAAUUCGAGUUUAGACAUUUCGCUGGUGACUGUGCCAAGGUGGCGGUAGGUUUAAUGACACAUUUAUAUUUAUGCGAUAUAACCCAAAAAACCCCCCUUCAUUACGGAUAAUAUAGCUUUGCAAAAGCUUAGUAGUUAAACAAACUAUGAAUAGCCUCGCCACCGCCAUGGAAUCCACCACUGGCAGAGCUGUGAACACUCGAUUGGUUGACUGCCUCAAUACUUAUAUGGGCAGGAAAUCACUUUGACUUUUUAAAGUUUACGGUGGAUUACGGAAUUUUCUAAAAUGCUUUGAAUUUGCGUGAAGGUUCGUUAAAGUUUUCUCUGCAUUUUCUUAUCCUUAAAAAAAUUCGGUGUGAUGCAAUGCACUAAACUUGUUAAUGUGCAAGAUUGCUCACCAAAAUAUGCCCACAAGUGCACAUCUAUUGAUGCCGUACUCUUUGGCAACGUAACUAUGUCACGAAGUCACUUAAAUUGCCCCAAUAUAGAAUUUAACUUUGGUACUCAUGGAUGUCCAUGUAUUCUUGCAAAAAUGUUACGGUUUUUUCGGGAAAAAUACAUCUAGGGAGGUAAAUUAUUUGUGUUUUGAGUACCGUACCUGUACAAUUUAUGUUGCUUAAAGUCAAUCAUGGUAUAUUUGAGACUGGAUUAUACAACGAAUGAACAGACAGGUCUUUAUUUUACCCAUGUGUUAUGCAUACUCGGUACGUCACAUGCCAUCUAUGAUCUACCAUUAAGAGGAAGUUCAAUGAAGAAUAUAAUUUUACAUUUGUAAAUCAACAUCCUAAGGAAUGCACACACACUAAAUGGGCAUCGAAUAUUGUUUGAAUGUUCAGAAAGUGAAUUUUCUGACGACGUAUCUAUUGUGCUGUCAGGUUGCGGGUUUCACAUUGUGCUUCGAUUUACCAGAAGGCACUGGCAACAGCAGUGUUUGCAGUUGACGCGUGCUUUGGAAACAGGUCUUUGUGGAUUGCACAGUGAUUUUUGAAGCUCCCAAACUCAUUGGGAUGUGACGUGGCCAGAAGACAGCACAGCAAUGCACAGGGUCAGAGCUGAUGUGAAAAGAAAAAUGUCACGGCCAUCAUUCAUUGGAGAGAAAGGAUUCAGUCACUGCUGGAUUUUUAAAGAGGGAAGAGAAAAGAAGCAAUGGUGUGAGAGGCAUGCCUCCUAAACCCUAGGCAUCACAAAAGAUUCCAGUGUAUUGGAAGCAACUAGCGUAUGACAUUUAAACUCAGCACCGUCAACAACAGAUAAUAAGUCGUGAGGUGCUGAGCAGCUUGGACAGAAGCGAUAAAGCCAUGUCUGUAGAUGUGUCACUCAGCGCCUUCCAUCACAUGCCUCUGCAAUCCAAAUCAAAGAUCCCGGAGGCAGAUUCCAUGUCAUUCUGCAUCGAAGAAAAUAAUCAGCAUGCUUGUGAGAGCAAACAAUCUGGUGAUUUUGUUAUAGAAGAAACAGCGGAGGCAACUCAUUUCGAGAGACAUAAUGUCCUGGUUCAUGAUGUUUCUGAGAGGAGAGAGAUGGUUUGUAAAGAAAUAAAUAAGGUGGAGAGCAACACAUUUAUUGACAGUAAUGAGUUUGAAGUUUCCAAAAAGACAACCUCCAUUGCCUUGUGCAGUCAACUACAAGAGGAUGUUAUGGGUCUUGAACCGGUCUGUCAAGGUUUACAAAAACAAUGUGUUGAUCAUUCACAAGAUGAUUCAAGCGAAUUGGUUGUUAACAACGCUAAGGCGUCACUGAGCUCCGUACUUGGCCUUGACGACAGUGUAGAUUCAGACACCUGUAGCGUAGAUGGUCACAGGCAAGAGGAGAGUUUGCUCCUCUUAGCUUGUGUGAUGACAGCCCAGGACUGCCCUGCAUUAAGAGACAUUCCGGGAACACACAGUGCCACUGUUCCAAUUGAGGUUGAGCCAGUGGUGGAGAUUUCUGAGACGGUUGCUGAAACUGCAGGCCAAGUCCAGAUGAAAACCUCUGUCAAUUUUGGCUGCAAAGCCUAUGCCCACAACUUCACUCCAGAUGUAAUCAAUGCUGAGCGUGAGCAUGCUGGCUCCAGUAGACAUGCUCAGACGAAAUUGGACACGCGUAGCGGCAUCCUUGCCAAGCCUGCCGCCACCCAAGAUGCGACAGACAGGGAGCUAGUGGUGUCAAAUGCAAAACUAAAGCCGCGCUCGCCCAUUUAUCGGCGAGCAGAAGCGAGACGUAAUUCUGCCCUGAAGGCCUCUGCAAAGGAUGGAUCUUGGAAGCGUUUUGGUCCACUUAUAAGGCAAACGAGUUACACACAGUCACAGUGUGCAUCUGCGUUAACAAGAAAGGACAGGCUGCGUAAGGUGACUGUGCACAGAAAAGUAACACGGAGAGCAAAGGCACUGGAUGAUCUGGAAACGUCAUUGACAUCUGCAGACAGUAAAGUUAUCCAAAAUACAAAGUACCCAUCAUCGGUCAAUUCACCUACUGGUUCAAGCAAGUGUGUAACAGGAGUGCACAAACUGCCAAGGCGAAAUAAACACUCAAAUAGCACUGUGUUGCAGAAUGAUGUGAGUGAUUGUUCUGCGUUUCCAGCGGCUACAAACAGAGGCGUGAACACUUCUUUUGACAUGAACAGUGUGUCGCCUGAAAAGAGAAAAUGCUACACGCAAACGGAAGAAAACACAACUUCGGUUGAGAAUCCCGUCGUCACUGGCUCACUGAAAGAAGCUGUUAUUUCAUCGAUGAACAGGAAACCAAAAUCAAAUCACCUCUUUUUACGAACCAAUCCAUCUGUGAACGCGUGUAAAAGCUCUUCAUUUACUGUAAAGGAAAGAGGCAACUCAAACAAAAGAAACCAAACACUUGCAAAAAACACAAUUCCGUCUCCUGCGUGUGCCAUCCGCAGUGCUAAUGCCACUCCUCACCACUCCAGCUCAUGUCACACAGGCUACAGAGUCUCCCGGCCAGUGUCAAAAUGUGACAGAAAGGGACGUUUUGAGGAACGCAGUUUGGAUGCUGAAAGGGCUGCACCUCUUCAGAAAAGAGGCUUCGCAGCUUUGGAAAAAGAGAGAGAACCAUAUUUGAGGGCGCUUUCGGAUAGAGAAUCAAUUGGAAACAUCAACAAAAUGAAAUCCAUGAAAAGAAAACGUGCGUUGAGCCAGAUUUUGAGCAAUACCACUGCCGCUUAUCCUGGAGAAAUGCAAACACAGUUGCUUGGUUCAACAUCGUCAACAGUUAUUGACUCAAAAAUGUAUUUUCAGUUAAAUGUAAGCAAAAAAGGCACACUUUACAUCGGCAAGAAGAGAGGACAUAAACGAAAAGAUUGCACGUCUGCAUGCGUUGACAAUUCCCACACAACUAAAGCAAAAAAAGACUUGGGAAGGGCACUUUCCGACAGCCGCGUGUGCUUGUCGGCGGAAUACAUGGGAGGCAUACCGAUUCCAAGUGAUUCGGUGACACCGAAGGACGUGUCAUCAGCUACCAGUGGUGCGUGGGACUUGGCCAAACCUGCGAUGGAAAAACGAGGUGAAAGGUUUCCAAGACACAUCGGGACGUCACCCCACAGGCGGUGCAUGCCGAGGUCCGGUGUUGCCAUGGUGAGGGAGGCGGCCGUCACCUCGACGUGCCGUGGAAGCGUGGCCUCAAGCGACGGUGGGGUAAGCGCCGACAACAACGGCUUACCGGGCCGCAUCGAACGCAGGAGAGGUGUGAAUAAGAGGAGCCCGGAGCAGCAGGCGCACUCUGCUCCUGUCGUCUGCCCCGACGUGAAGCGGGUUCCCGCACACAACGUGGAACACCCUCGCACGAUUCGCACGACGGGCUCGCAGCCAAAGACGAAGAAGCAAAAGAGGAACGACGAUCACCUUCGUCACCUCUCCCAAAGAGUCCCAGAUUUCCGUACUGAUCUCAGAGGCUUGUUGGUGAAGUUCACCAAGUUUGAGAUAUCUCACAAAGUGCACUCGUGUAUUCCUGCAGAUGUUCUGCCAAGCAUGUUUAAGCUGAAUUUUAUGACCAUUUGUCUUUCACCUGCGCCUGUGGAUUGUGCAGCAAGGACAGUGGACCAGGAAAACAGCGUUGAGUUUCAGCAGCUCAGGAAUUCUCAGAGCAGUGUUUCGAGUUCAUCAACCAUCAGCUCCUAUGACGCUGGUUAUUACAGCAAUGUUGAUUUUCGUCUGCAGUCAUCACGGUACAUGCCCAGCACACGAGGCCCUGGAUGUGACGGACAGCUAUUUACACCCAAAUAUUCACCAAUUGUUUUUUCACAUCCCUUCCCUGACCCUAUUGGGAAGGACCUUCAUCAUCAGGCAACCACUGUGAAAUCUACAUUGCAAAAUGUACAAAUCCAGCAGUGCCAUCAAGCAACUGCGAGCAGCCAUUGUCGGAGUUAUAAGAGUUGUAGCAGUGUCAGCACAGACAGCAAGCUGCCCAAACCGCCUUCAACACACAAGCAUAAGCAAGGGCAAAACCUGGCGGAGUUCAGCAAAGCCAGAGAUGCACAAUGUCUCAUGGGCCAGUGCUUUCCAGUGGGCAGGCCUCCUGAAGGUGCAUUCCCUCGUGAGCGCCACUUAAACCACAGUGUUUUGUGGCAGCAUAAAGGGAACAGUGUUGGGGAAAAGUGUCGCAAAAGCCCCAAGACUUUGCCCGGAAUUGUCUCUAAUGCACAGCACAUGCAUGCUCAAUCUUCCAAAACAUCUGAGUACUCUGGAGAUAAACCCCAUGUUAGAGCCACGAACACUUUGAGGUGGAGUAAGAAUGGCCCUUCCAAUGACUCAGUUCUUGAAGCCAUCGAUGCCUGCAUUUACAAAUAUUCGUUGAGUGCAAAUGCAGCCAAAACGCUACGAAAAGAUGAAUCUGUUUGCUGCAGAAAAACACCCAAGAAGACUGAUUUUGUGGACAAUGUUUCCAAGCAGUGGAGUUCCAGCCAUUGCUCAAAUUCCACGGCUCAAUUUAAAUAUGGAAGAAAGCACAACAAAGGGUGGGAAAGGAAGCAAAGAUGCAAUGAAUUUCCGUCAGACGCAUCUAGAGGUGAUAAGCCAAUUAAUUGGCAGUGUAAAGGAACACCCUCACAGAAAAUGGCAAGCAAUGAUGGCCAUCGAUCCAACACAAGAAGAAGAAGCCAAAGGAGCAUUAACACAAUUCUGGGGGGGGAAAGGAACCGGCACUUGGCAUGUAACGACGUGGACGUCUCUGAGGAAAACGGAUCACGAGGCAGGCCACACAAAGAGGCUCCUGCUGAACAUCCCGAUUGCCAUCGCACCGUGGAAAAGGCCAACCGUCCCACCCCAGAAACCUUGACCGUGGCGCCUGAUCCUGAUACAGUUUCCGAUGCGAUUGAAUCGGUCUUGAAACGCUUGUGCCAGCACAGGAACGACACCACGAGGAGGAAGAGCCAGUGGAGCAAAACUGCUCAUAUAAUAAAUAUGGCAAUUUCAGGAGCUGAAUAUGUUUAGUGAACUGUAAUUGCAGUCAUAGACGUUUUGCUCACAUUUUUAAUCUGCAACCUGUAUUAAAACUCACGUGAAGCACUCGAACCAAUGCACAUCUCUGAGAGUACAGCCAAACUGGGCCAGGUCGAAUGUUAAGUUGGCAUAUCAGCAUCUCUCUACCGUGGCAAGCACGGUAGGGAGAUGCUGCUAUGCCAACUUAAGCUGCCAAUCUAUCCAAUUUUCACAUAUUCCUGUCGCGUAAAAUGUAUACCUGUAUACAAACUCAGUAUGCAUUGUUGUGGAACAAUAUCGGUAAACGUGUAUACAAGCAAAACUCCAUAUAGUAUAUACACGUAUUAAUAAAUGUUUGUUUUAGUUUAUUAGCCUAUUGGCUUUCCAGACCAAUAUAAUACAUUUGUUUACAAAGCCUGACUUGACUGAUGAGACCCAGAUGGUGAACAUCAGUCCAGAGUGUGUUUUCAGGAAAGCUGCUGGAUAAUAUCGGUCUGGAAAGCUAAGACGCUGACGGACUGAAUAUUAACUGAAUAUGAACAUGUACAGUAUAUCCUGCUGAAUUAUUAACGAUGGAAUAGAAUUGCUCAAAAACAUGUUUUUUGUUCCCAACAAUAUAUUUGAUGUCCUCAGAGAGAGAAACGGAAACUCACUUUAAAGAUGCAUUCCUCACCAUCCAUAGUAAUGUCAGGCAUUACUUUGGAUAGACCUGUCCCUGCCAUGAAAGUGUCGAUUGUUUUACCACUCUCGGUGGGCUGCCAAUAGAAAAUAAACACGCACCAUUGCUGUGGCGCAAAAGGAGCCGUUAAGACUUUUUAUUUUGACACUUAGAUUAUAGUACACUGAAAUCACGAACAUUAUUGCGGUAAUGUGUACUGUUGUAUAGCACUUAUUGUAUGUUUCUAUAUUUUUAAUCCAGUUUGGAUGAUAAAUGCUGUUUUCCAUUUCCCUGUCUUUAAAAUUAAACACAAAAAUUAUAAUGCUGCAUUGGCAUAGGCCCGCGAGCACAAAUGACAUCAACUAAUUGCAUUCGUCAAUGACACGGUUGUAAAGAGGAACACGCAUAACAAGUGGAAUUUUGGGCAUGCAAUUACACGUGUGCUCUGCGGAUGUUUUGUUUUGCAAAUAUGCAGAAUUGCACUAUCAAUUGUAUGUUUAUAAAUAUUGUCUCUUUCAUCAUCAGCAGCAACCAUGAUUCACUGCUGAACGGUCGCCCCAUGCAAACACCAUCCUAUGUGUUUCUUCAAUAUCACAAUUCAUCUCACUCCUGCAUAUACGCUGAUCUCAUCGAACUUCAAAUCUAGACUGAUCUCAUCGCUUCUUCUCCGGGGUAGCAAUUCACUACUAUUUGGCUAUCAUUACAUCACCAUCAUCUAUCGGCCAUAAUCCUAUCAAGCAUUGUGUCCUACCAAGACCACUUACUUUCCGUAUCUGUCGAUAUGAUUUAUCUGAUUUGUGUUUGUUCCCUGAUUAACGUUCGAUUUAAAGCUUUCGUGACUGCAAGGAUUCAUCUUCUUUGGUUCUUUCGGUAAAGUCACGUAGAAUGAGAAUAAAAUAAUAAAAUAAAAUAACGUCGUGAGAAUUUUAUUGUUAUUGUUAUUAUUUUAUUCUCAUUCCCUGAUUAACUUCAUGUCAAUGUAAUGCUCAACUUGCUUCUCUCCAUGCUUUGCGUACUUUACAGCCUUUGUUCCAUAUUCUUUGCAAUGGCUUUAUGAUCCAAAUGUCACGGCAGGCAAUACAUGCACUGAUUGAAUACUUUGUUCGUGAAGGACAUUGGUCUGUAUUUUUUUCAUUAUCAUAUUCAGUAAUCCAAAAGCACUUCAAUCUGAAAUUUUGAUUUCAAGCUUUCGUGACUGCGCUGAUUCAUAUUCUUGGUUUUAUUCUUGGUUCUUUCGGUAUUGUUUCCCUUCAGCGUGACUUUACCGAAAGAACCAAGAAUACACUUCAAUCUGCUCUCAUUCGCCUUUUAAACUCAUCGUUUGAUCCCGACCCACCUUUAGUAAUUGGGCUAUGUAUGCAUAUUCUGUUGUGAUUUCCAAGAACAACCAUCCAACAAUUAUUCGAUUUUAUCAAAAUUAUUGUCCUCGAUUAACUAGAUUUUAUAGCCUUCUUUGUAAAGUCAGGGCAGAUGGUGAUAACUUCCUGUAGUUCAUCUCAUUUGGCAGUUAUAAUAACACCUUCCUCAGCCAAUUUGUAGAGAUUAAAAUUCUCUUUCAAUAAUGAUCAUACCAUUUUUACGCCUCAAAUCCGAUUUUAGGACAUCUUCGUAUGUAUGUAUGUAUGUUGAACUUCGACCGGAUGUAGCCAACUGUGCGACUCAGAAGGCACAUCUCCCUGCCUAACUCCUGAUUUGCAUAUUGUUCGUUCAUGUAAUCUCAAUGUUCAUAAUAAACGUGUUUUUCUAGAUUUUUGUUAUUAAUGCCUUGGUUUGUGACGAAGGCUUAUAUAACUGCAUCAACUUCCAUUGAAUUAAUUGUUCCACUCCCUCUCUGGUGUGGACCAAUCCGUUUCAAAGACAACGCAUAUACU
Molecule: messenger RNA, 9669 nt
Organism: Petromyzon marinus (sea lamprey)
Lineage: Eukaryota; Metazoa; Chordata; Hyperoartia; Petromyzontiformes; Petromyzontidae
Source: RefSeq, a predicted model, not a curated record